Molecule: messenger RNA, 5163 nt
Organism: Austrofundulus limnaeus
Lineage: Eukaryota; Metazoa; Chordata; Actinopteri; Cyprinodontiformes; Rivulidae
Gene: obsl1a
Product: obscurin like cytoskeletal adaptor 1a
Molecular function (GO): protein binding
Source: RefSeq, a predicted model, not a curated record
CCACCAGGCACUGUCCCCCCAUCUGUCCCGUGGAUGUCAAAAUGGAUGUAGAAAGACCAAACUGUGCUCUACUCAGUUGGGAGCGUGUUCCCAACAGCCCAACAACCACCCGCUCCAUCUUUGUUCUGGAAAGGCAAGAAGUGGGUUCCCAGGAGUGGUUGAAGUGUUUCACCUCAGAGACCGCCACGUCGGCUGAAAUUACUGGUGACAGCGUGCCGUGUGAAGGCAACUACCGCUUCCGUGUCAGCUGCGUCAAUAAGUACGGACGGAGCGGCCACGUAGAGUUUCCCAAGGUUGUCCACCUUGUCCCAGGGCCAAAGAUUCUCUGCAAACUUCAAGGUUGUGACGUAGUUGAGGGAGAAGAUGCACACUUUUUCAUUGAGCUGUCUGUCCCAAUGGUUGGAACCUGGUUUUUGAACAGCUUGCAGCUGAAGCAUGAUGGACGGUACUCAAUAAAACACAACCAAACCAAGCACUCACUGGUUAUCUGUGAAACUCAAACAGCUGAGGACACAGCAGAGAUCACAUUCAUAGCCAAUGGAGUCAGAGAUUCAGCGGUACUUAGGGUUAAACCUGCUGUGGUAAAAUUUGUGCCUUUGUCGGAGUCAGACUGCAAUAAGAGAGUGGAAACUGGAGAUGCCAUUGUGCUCUACUGUGAAGUUUCCCAUCCAUUUGCUAAAGUAUCCUGGUGCAAAGAUGGCAAAGAACUUCAGGUGACAAAUGGCGUCAAUGUCCAGUCAGAUGGAAAUAUGAGGAGGAUCGUGAUCCAGUCUGCAGAUAUAUCUCACUCAGGAGUUUAUACAUGUGAGACGUCGGGGGAUGUUAUUAAAUUCAAUGUGGAUGUUGCAGGCCCUCCAGUGGAAUUUAGUCCUGUUCCAGAUGUAGAGCUUCACAGGAGCACCACGGAGCUGGACCCUGUAGUCCUGCUGUGCCAUGUCUCCAGAGAUGAUGCUGAAGUCGUAUGGUUAAAGGAUGGCCGUGAGAUCCACCCAAGUGACAACAUUACCCUGCAGGCAGACGGAACCAUGAGGAGACUAAUCAUUCGCUCUGCAGAAAUUUCAGAUGCAGGAAGUUACACUUGCCAGGCUGGAAACAACAGCAUAGAGUUCACAGUCAAUAUCAGAGAACCUCCAGUUAUGAUUGUGGAACCCAAGAAUGAUGUUGUAAUAGAGAGUUACAUAUCAGAGGAGAUCAACUUGCAGUGCGAGUUAUCUCGGUCCAGUGGGAAGGUACAGUGGUUCAAGAAUGGCCAGGAGGUGAAGGAAACCGAUAACAUUCAGCUUAUAUCAGAGGGGCCUUACAGGAGGUUGACCAUUGUCUGCAGCUCAGUGGAUGAUAGCGGAGAGUUUGUUUGUGAAACGGAUGGAGACUCUGUCUUUUUCCAGCUAAUUGUUACAGAGCCACCAGUACGAUUCAUUUUCCCCAGUGAACCAGAGGUGGAACUGACACAUGUUGCUUCAGAGAGGCUGGAGCUCAGUUGUGAGAUCUCUCAGGCAGAUGCUCAGGUUCGGUGGUACAAAGACAGCUUGGAGGUAGAGGAAGGUCCCAACUUGAUCCUGGAAGUAGAUGGGGCCAAACGGCAGCUAGUCAUACCUUUAACCACUGUGGAUGAUAAAGGGGAGUACAUAUGCGACACCGAGAAUGACUCAGUGGCUUUCCUGGUUACUAUUACAGAGCCACCAAUAAUAAUCACUCGUCCUGAAGACACCCCUGAAAGACUAGAGAGUUUUGUUGGUAAACCGAUUGUUCUGGAGAUUGAGGUGUCACGACCAACAGCAGUAGUCAAGUGGCUACUAAAUGGCAAAGAAAUCAAAGAGAGCAGCAACUUCACUAUCACAGAGGACGAAAUAAUUCGUCGGCUUACCAUCAACUUUCCAUCUGUAGAAGAUUCUGGGAAAUACACUUGUGAUGCUAUCGAUGAUAAAAUUGAUUUCCAGGUCAAAGUUUCAGAGCCACCAGUGAAGAUCUUAAGAAAAUCAGAGAUCAAGACAGACCUAAAGUUCCUGGUUUCAGAUGACAUUGUGCUGGAGUGUGAACUCUCCAGAACCAGUAGCAAAGCCAAAUGGUACAAGGAUGGGUGUCGCGUUGAUGGUAAUGAAAGGUAUUGUGAGGAGGAAGAGGGUACUUUCCGCUCCUUGGUGAUCCUUAAUACCGAACUUGGAGACUCAGGAGAAUACGUUCUAGAUGUUGAAGAUGACAGUAUCAGCUUCCAGGUUGUAGUACAAGAGCCUCCAGUGACCAUAGUAGGAAAUUCAUAUGACCCUGAAUACCAGGAAAUGGUGGCAGGCGAUGACUUAAUCUUGGCCUGUGAGUUGUCCCGUGCCAACGCUUCAGUCCAGUGGUACUGUAAUGAUAGGCUGCUCACCAGUGACUCCCGUACCUCGAUUGAGACCUGUGGGACCCUGAGGAAACUUAUCAUCUCAGGUAUCCAGCCCUCAGAUUCUGGAAAGUAUGUGUGUGAUGCUGUGGAUGACAAGAUGAUCAACGUUGUCAGGAUUCAAGAACCUCCAGUGACAUUCAUGAACAAGGAAGAUGACAUUGUUGUGAUAGCCUAUGAAGCAGAGAGCGUAACCUUGACAAGCUACGUGUCCAAGGAAAGUGCUGUGGUACGCUGGCUGAAAGAUUGGACACCAGUUGAAGGUGAACGCUUCCGAGCCCUCAUGGAAGGCCAUAAACGUACCUUUACCAUUGAGCCACUGAGGCGUUCUGAUGCUGGUGAAUACACUUGUGAUGUCAACACAGACCAGAUACAUUUCAGUCUACUGGUGAAAGAAAUGAGAAUAAAGUUUGUGCGACCCCUCCAAGACACUGUGGCUCACGCUGAUGGCAUGGUGACAUUGCGCUGUGAGGUGUGCAAACCAAAAGCAGAUGUCCAAUGGCUCAAGAAUGGUGUUGAAGUUGUCCCGAGCAGAAGGUUUUCCAUUCGAGCAGAUGGAGUUGAACGAAGCUUGACUAUCCAUCGUUUAACUCAACAGGAUGCAGGGCAGUAUACUUGUGAGUCCAGAGAUGACCAGACCACUGCAACACUGAGAGUAGAGAUGCCUCGAGUUGUUGAGUUUCUUACUGAGCUUCACAACACAACUGUACUAGAGGGAGAAGAUGCCACCUUCAAGUGCGUAGUUUCUCCUGAGGAUAUUCAGUUGGUUUGGCUAAUGGACAAUGAGCCGAUUACUUUGGGUAAUCGUUUCCAAGCAACCCAGAAUGGCCUGUGCCACACUUUAGUAAUCAAAAAGAGCCAAACUGUGGACUCCUCAAAGAUUACAGCAGAAGCUGAAGGAAAGACAAGCAAAGCCAGUCUCAAAGUUCAGGAGGCUCAAGUCAUGUUUACAAAGAAAAUGGAGGCUGUUGUGGCAGAAGAGUUUGGCGAGGCGACUUUGGUGACGGAGAUCAGCUUGGAGACAGGUGAGGUCCAAUGGAUGAGGCAAGGAGUGGUCAUCCAGUCUGGUCCCCGACAUACACUGGCCCAAAAUGGCUGUAAACGCAGCCUCACCAUCUGCAACCUGACUUUGUCGGACAGAGGAACUUACCGCUGUGAGACUCUGCAUGACCGGACACAAGUCAAGCUUAACGUAGAACCUCGAAAGAUCUCCAUUCGCAAAGGCCUGACUGAUCAGGAAACCUUUGAACGAGAGACUGCAUCUUUUGAGGUGGAGCUCUCCCACACAGAUGUUGAAGGUAUUUGGCAGAAGGACGGCAUCCGAGUGAAGCCAAACAACCAAUUUCGAGUGAGCACCAACGGGCUGGUACAUGGCCUUACCUUGUCCAACUUGACUCUGGAGGACACAGGCACCAUCGUCUUUUCAGCCGAAGGUGUGCGCACCACGGCGAGGCUCACAGUCAAAGAAACACCUGUGUCUAUCUUGAAACCGCUAACUGAUGUUCGUGUGGAGGAAGAAUUUCCUGCCACUCUGGAGUGUGAAUUCUCCAGACAAAUUGUGGAAGUCAAAUGGUUUAAGAACGGGGUCGAGCUGAAGCCAGGAAAGAACUGUCGGAUCUACUCUACGGGUCGAAAGCGGUUCUGCCAGAUUCUUCAGUGUACCCGGGCAGAUUCUGGUGUCUACAAAUGUGACACGGGGGAAAUCAAUACUUCCUGUUCUCUGGAAGUUUAUGAGCACGAGCUGGAGAUGGUGCAGGAUCUAGAAGAUCUUUACAUCCAGGAAGAACAGAAUGCUGUCUUCAUGUGUGAGGUUUCUCUGGAGGAUGUGACUGGGGAGUGGUACAAGGAUGGUCACAAGAUCCGGCCCAGCAGCACCACAAAGAUCCGUACUGAAGGGACCAAACACUUCCUGCUCAUGUGUAACGUAAAAGCUGAAGAUGCUGGAGAAAUCCGUUUUGUCUCCCGCGAUGUUGAAUCAACAGCUUACCUCGAGGUCGAAGAGCUUCCAGUUUCCAUCGUGAAACCACUGCGAGACAGAACAGCCCUCGAGAAACACCGGGUCAUCCUUGAAUGCACCGUGUCCUCCCCUCGUUGCAACGCGACCUGGUACAAAGGCAACCAGGAGCUGGUCUCCUCAGACCGGGUGGAGAUCACAGCUGACGGCUGCACUCAUAAGCUGGUCAUCCACCAGGUAGCUGUGGAGGAUGAGGGCACCUACAGCAUUGAGGUUGGGGAGCACACCUCCAAAGCAAAGCUGAUGGUUGAAGCCCAAGAGCUUGUGAUGGUUACAGAGCUACAGGAUGUAGAGGUGACGGAAUCAGAAGCAGCUUCUUUCCAGUGCGAGGUAUCUGUUGCCAUUCACAAGCUUCCAGUUUGGACCUUAAAUGGAGCGGCCCUUCAGCAAGGUCCUUCUGUUCGACUGGAGGACCACGGAACUGUCCACAAGCUCACGCUGAGGAACACCAGCGUGGACAUGAGUGGGACCGUCAAGUUUACCUUAGGCAAGGCAAAGAGCAGCGCAACGUUCACAGUAAUUGAAAAGUAGAGGAUUUCACCCUGAAAAACUCCACCUGCUUGUUUGGGUUUUGUUCAGAAUUAAAGUUUCAAUGAGGCCAGAUGUUUAUGUCAGUCAAGACAGGCCUUUUUUUUACAGUGUAGAUAAAAUUUACUGUUGCUUGAUUAAUAUUUAUAGACUAAUUCGCAAUUUAUUCAUCAAUUUUGAUAAAAAAAAAUGCUGUCACAAUAAAGAGCAUUUUAAAUGUGCAAUUAAAAACCUACAAGAUGAA